AAAUACAAAUCACAAAAGCUGCUACCCUUUGUGAAAAGUUUUGUUCUUGUUCACCAGAAAUUGGUAAAAUAAUUUGGAAAAAUACCCAAAAAAACAAAAACAAAUGAGAAAAUAAUCAUACCAAUUUCCUCGAUUUCUCAGACCCCUGCAAACUCAAAUUUUAGUGCACCACAAAUUACAAUCACGCAUUUUGGAGGAGGAGAGAGAAAGAUAGUACACAAAGAACAAAAUACAACCCACUUCACUUCAGCUUCUACCACUACUACUCUGCAGCGGCACUCAGGUUUACACCUAGGAGAUGAGUCCUUAUGUAGUUGGAGUCCUUGUUCCUCUUGUGUUUACUCUUAUAAUACGUAAUACUAAGCGUGGGAAAAAAAGAGGGUUGCCUGUUGAUGUUGGUGGGGAACCUGGUUACGCGAUCAGGAACGGAAGGUUUACUUCCCCUGUGACAACGGCGUGGGAGGGAGUCUCAACUCUUGCUGAACUUUUCGAGAGGUCAUGUGAAACUUACAGAGACGAGCCCCUUCUUGGAACCAGAAAGGUAAUUGCAAAGGAGACUGAAGUGUCAUCAGAUGGAAAAUCCUUUGAGAAACUUCACUUGGGAGAGUAUGAGUGGCUAACCUAUGGAAAAACAUUUGAAUCAGUCUGCAAUUUUGCUUCUGGUUUGGCACAACUUGGGCAUUCGAGAAAUGAACGUGCUGCUAUAUUUGCUGAUACGCGAGAGGAAUGGUUUAUUGCAAUGCAGGCUUGUUUCAGACGCAACAUUACUGUUGUGACAAUAUAUUCUUCUCUUGGAGAGGAAGCUCUAUGUCAUUCAUUGAAUCAGACAGAGGUCACUACUGUAAUUUGUGGGCAAAAAGAAAUGAAAAAGCUCGUGGAUAUAAGUGGACAGCUCGACACUGUAAAGAGGGUUAUAUGUAUGGAUGAUGAGUUCCCGUCUAAUGUCCCUUUGGUGCCAUUGGGGGAGGAAAGCUGGAAUAUCAUUUCAUUUGCUGAUGUGGAAAAGCUUGGACGAGAAAAUCCUGCUGAUGCCGAUUUACCUUUAUCAGCUGAUAUUGCAGUGAUAAUGUAUACCAGUGGAAGUACUGGCUUGCCAAAGGGGGUGAUGAUGACACAUGGUAAUGUACUUGCCACGGUUUCUGCUGUCAUGACAAUUGUUCCUGGACUUGGCAACAAAGAUGUUUAUUUAGCAUAUCUUCCUCUAGCUCACAUCCUGGAAUUAGCAGCCGAGAAUAUAGCUGCUGCAAUUGGAGGUAGAAUAGGAUAUGGAUCCCCGCUUACAUUGACAGAUACAUCAAACAAGAUUAAGAAGGGUACAAAGGGAGAUGCCACUGUGUUGGCACCAACACUGAUGGCAGCUGUUCCAGCAAUUCUGGACCGUGUUCGAGAUGGUGUACGCAAAAAGGUUGAUGCAAAGGGUGGAUUAUCCAAAAGAUUAUUCGAAUUCGCGUACAACCGCAGUUUAUCUGCAAUGAUUGGUAGCUGGUUUGGUGCAAGGGGUCCAGAGAAGAUUCUUUGGGAUUUGCUAGUGUUUAAAAAGGUUCGAGCAGUGUUGGGAGGUCGUAUACGUUUUAUUCUAUCUGGAGGUGCACCCCUUUCUGGUGAUACUCAAAGAUUCACCAAUAUUUGUAUUGGUGCUCCUAUAGGUCAAGGUUAUGGACUUACUGAGACUUGUGCUGGUGGAACAUUUACCGAGUAUGAUGAUACUUCGGUUGGUCGUGUUGGUCCUCCCGUUCCUUGCUCAUUCAUCAAGUUAAUAGAUUGGCCCGAAGGAGGAUAUCUUGUUAGCGAUAAACCUAUGCCUCGGGGGGAAAUUGUCAUCGGUGGCCCGAAUGUCACACUCGGGUAUUUCAAAAGUGAAGACAAGACCGAGGAAGUGUACAAGGUUGAUGAAAAAGGGAUUAGGUGGUUCUAUACCGGUGACAUAGGACAGUUUCAUGCGGACGGUUGCCUUGAGAUAGUUGACCGUAAGAAGGACAUUGUUAAGCUUCAGCAUGGAGAAUAUGUUUCACUUGGGAAGGUUGAGGCAGCUCUGAUUACAAGCCCGUACGUUGAGAACAUAAUGGUGCACUGUGAUCCUUUCCAUAGUUACUGUGUGGCUCUCUUGGUAGCUUCAGAACCUGCUGUUCGAGAUUGGGCAGUCGAGAAAGGAAUUAGUUUCUCCGACUUUGCUGAUUUGUGUCAGAAAGAAGAAACUGUUAAAGAAGUGCUUGGAUCACUAGUUAAGGAAGCGAAGAAGGCUAACUUUCAAAAAUUCGAGAUCCCUGCAAAAAUCAAACUUCUUUCAGAACCAUGGACUCCAGAAUCAGGAUUAGUAACAGCUGCUCUAAAACUCAAGAGAGAAGUUGUGAAGAAGACAUUCUCAAACGAUCUCGAGAUAUUAUACUCUACAACAUAAAUACUCAAAAUUUGUGCAGAAUUUGGUUAAUGUGUAUGAUAAUAGAUGAUGAUGAGCUUUUUCUCACUGUCCAGGUACUUACACAAACCCGUCUCUGUAAUUUUUUUGUUGUGAAGAUACAUGAAACGUCGAAUUUAGUUGUGUUUUCUCGAUACGGAGUAUUUAUUCUUUCAUUUCUUGAUGUAUUAUCAAUAGGAGCAUGUUGUAUUUAGUAGUUUUUUGUUGUUCUUUUCAUGACAAUUUGACAGAAGAAGUUAACAGAAAUGCCAAGGAUUGAACUAAAACCAUUGGAUUUUGUUGUUAGAAA
Messenger RNA from Spinacia oleracea (spinach), 2705 nucleotides. RefSeq names its product long chain acyl-CoA synthetase 9, chloroplastic. NCBI's taxonomy places the organism in Eukaryota, Viridiplantae, Streptophyta, Magnoliopsida, Caryophyllales, Amaranthaceae. Gene Ontology annotation, cellular component: membrane; endoplasmic reticulum. The transcript has 12 exons. The coding region runs from base 299 to 2398 and encodes 699 amino acids. The record is from RefSeq and is a predicted model, not a curated record. Gene Ontology annotation, molecular function: long-chain fatty acid-CoA ligase activity.